AUGGGAAGCAUUCAAGUGCCACCAAGAUCAGUUUUGCAAAGAUUCCUCCUGACAGACAAGACGGUGGUCGUGACGGGAGGUGGACGAGGACUGGGACUCAAUUUCGCGAGGUCGCUGGCUGAAGUCGGUGCAAAUGUUGCAGCGAUCGACAUCCAUGAUGAGCCCGAUGAAGAGUUUCAGGAACUUUCGAACUUCAAUGUCAAAGCCGUCUAUUACAAAUGCGAUGUUCGAGACCACGAGACGCUGAGGGAGACCAUCGACCUUGCCGCGAAACAGUUUGGUUCAAUUGAUGGCUGCAUCACAGCCGCUGGAAUCAUGACAAACAAACCAUUUCUGGAGCACACACCUCAAGAUCUGAGCGAUUCAUAUGCGGUUAACCUGAUAGGUACUUUUUCAGCGGCGCAAAUAUGCGCUGAGCAUAUGAUCAAGCAAAAGACAGGCGGCAAUAUCAUCUGCAUCUCCUCAACAGCAGGACACAGAGGGUUGGCUCCGCAGACUGCCACGGCGUAUGUUUGUUCGAAACAUGCAGUCAUCGGCCUGGUGAAACAAGCCGCAGGAGAACUGGCCAAGCACAACAUUCGGAUGAACAGUAUCAGUCCAGGGCCGUUCCUGACCAAGAUGCUCCGAUUGGUAAUGGAGAAAGACCCGACUCAGGAAGAGCGAUUCGCAAGGAGCAACAUACUGAACCGAUUGGCACUGCCAGAAGAGUUGGGGGGCGCAGUAGUAUACCUGAUGAGCGAUGCGAGUAGCUUUGUGACAGGAAAUGACUUUAACAUUGAUGGCGGGUCAGGGUGUCAAUAG
Fonsecaea multimorphosa CBS 102226 is the source of this 801-nucleotide messenger RNA. RefSeq lists its product as uncharacterized. The coding region runs from base 1 to 801 and encodes 266 amino acids. Lineage: Eukaryota; Fungi; Ascomycota; Eurotiomycetes; Chaetothyriales; Herpotrichiellaceae. The record is from RefSeq and is a predicted model, not a curated record. Gene Ontology annotation, molecular function: oxidoreductase activity, acting on the CH-OH group of donors, NAD or NADP as acceptor. The transcript has 5 exons.